GUUUCAUGUUGAAGGCAGAUAACUGGAUUUUUCCUGUUCCUGCAGCCUGCAUUACAUAAGAGAUGAAGAGUGAGGAGAAGGAGCAGACAGCCGUGCCGCUCCUCAACUCUUACAAAUCCUGUAUAUGGACAAAGCAGAACAGAGGUUGGAUGUUCCGGUUCUGUUGUUGUGGAAAUCUGGGUGCAGCUCUUAGGUGGCUGGGUGAAAUCGGUCACUGAGAGCAGUGUCUGCCGCUCUCCCUCACAUCCUCCUGGUUUGGCUGUUUGGUCAUGGCGAGCUCCUUAAUCAGUCGUCAGGUUGCUCUCUGCUUGCAGAAGAACGUAUGGCUGAGCUCUGCAGGGUGCAGGUAUGUCAGUAAGGCAGCAGCAAAGACACAGGUGGACUACGACUAUGACGGGCCCUUAAUGAAAACUACAGUCCCUGGGCCACGAUCACAAGAGCUGACAAAACAACUGGGAGACAUUCAGAAUGUUGGUGCAGUCAACUUCUUUUGUAAUUAUGAAGAUAGCAGAGGAAACUACUUGGUGGACGUGGAUGGCAAUCGCAUGCUGGAUAUCUACACUCAGAUCUCCUCCAUUCCUAUUGGCUACAACCAUCCUGCUCUGCUCAAGAUGAUGACCAAUCCCAACAAUCUGAGCACAUUUGUGAACCGACCUGCGCUUGGAAUCCUGCCGCCUGAGAAUUUUCCAGACAAAUCACUGAAAGUCUUUCUCAGUUAG
Fundulus heteroclitus (mummichog) is the source of this 719-nucleotide messenger RNA. RefSeq names its product 4-aminobutyrate aminotransferase, mitochondrial-like. Bases 270 to 719 code for a protein of 149 amino acids. Gene Ontology annotation, molecular function: pyridoxal phosphate binding. The transcript is spliced from 7 exons. Gene Ontology annotation, biological process: GABA catabolic process. NCBI's taxonomy places the organism in Eukaryota, Metazoa, Chordata, Actinopteri, Cyprinodontiformes, Fundulidae. Gene Ontology annotation, cellular component: mitochondrion. The record is from RefSeq and is a predicted model, not a curated record.